UAUUAUACAUUUCAUAUAUUCUGURGUUUUACACUAAUGAUAAAUGUUGUUCGUCCUCAACUUCAAAAGAGCUGCUUAUUAACGACUUGUAAACACGUUUAAUAUAAGUUUGUAGUUGUUAUAUCUUUCAAUUAUUGAAUCAUUGAAUUCUGUAGAUAUUUAUAUUUUAUUAUAAUACGCAAUAAAAAAUUAUAUUAUAUACCUCUAUAACUCGUAUCAAUUUGAUGUCAUUUUAAAUUUAAAUUUGUAUUAAAACAAAUAAUUAAUAAUACCUUUGUUCGCGUCUGAUUGUUAAAUACUAACACUAAGAUGUAUAUUUUUAAUUAUUGUCUCCGGAGAAGUGUUAACUCUUCGAUAUUUUCUUCAGUGAAACGGUCUUAUACAUUGGAUUUAAAAACUUCAGUAAAUCACAACAAUCGCAUGCUACUACCUUCCAAUCGAUUGUCUGGAUAUUUGGUGCCGGAUCGCUGUUUUAUGAAAAAGAUGGACUUAAAACCYAUUUACGAUGUGUACAAUAAAAAAGCCGCUCAAGACAGGGUUUCACCAUCAGAGUAUGAACUCAUUUACAAUGGCACCGGUGAAACGUAUGCACGCUGUUUGAGUGGAAUUGUAAUUGCUACCAUUAUAGUCCUGCCAUCAACUUUUAUUAUUGCCUAUUUCUAUAUGUUAUUCACAUUAGGAAAAAUUGAUUUACAGACGUAUUUAGAUAUAUUAUUUAUACCAAACUCAACAUUGGAACUUAUGAUAAUGAUUCCGACAUUGUUUCUUCUAAAAAUAGUGUCAUAUAAUUUUAUUUCUAAAUAUGUAUUAAGRAUUUACAGGCACAACACAAAAAGACAGUACGUGGGCGUGUACAUAAAUCCACUUUUACCAUGGAAAAAUAUAACAUGCACAUUUGAAACGGCUAUUAAAUUACCGGAUAGUAUAAAUGCUUUUAUUCCUUGGCACAAAGAGUAUUAUCGACUAGCUGGGCACAAGUCUAUUAUCCUAAGAGAAAGAUUCAAAAGGCCUAUAGAUUAUGACAGAAUGCUUGGUUUAGUAAAGGCAUUGGAUGAAUGAUAAGUCAAUAAUUUGUAGUUAUUGUUUAAAUGUACAAGUUUCUGAAAUAAACGUAUGAUAAAAGAAUUUUGUUUUUCCUCAUUCAAAAUCAGUACUAAAUAUACUAAAUUUGUUUUCUAACAUAA
Diuraphis noxia (Russian wheat aphid) is the source of this 1184-nucleotide messenger RNA. RefSeq lists its product as uncharacterized. The record is from RefSeq and is a predicted model, not a curated record. Lineage: Eukaryota; Metazoa; Arthropoda; Insecta; Hemiptera; Aphididae.